Messenger RNA from Paramuricea clavata, 9943 nucleotides. NCBI's taxonomy places the organism in Eukaryota, Metazoa, Cnidaria, Anthozoa, Malacalcyonacea, Plexauridae. The record is from the annotation of a GenBank genome assembly.
GUAGAGCUCAAAAAUAGGAACAUUCGCCAUUUAAUCAUCAUUUCAUUGCGACUAUGGCAGUGAUAACAUUUACGUUGAUUGUCGUCUCGUUUUGGGCAGUAAAGACAACCAAAGCGAACUCAACUUACGUUGACCUGGCUGUAAGUUUUAUCUAAUACUCUUUGUCUCUUUUACAUUUACAAUGUGCAGGAUAGAAUCUUUUCUAAUAUUCAAUAGCUUACAAACAUGUUAGAAUUUUAAAAACAUUUCGUUUUGCACUUAAAUUCUUAAUUAAUGUUUUGCACGUAUAUGUAUUGAAUUCAGGUCAAAAUAGUUAUGAUAGUAAAUUUAAUUAAACUAUACCCAGUAGUUAUACCUAUACACUUUGAAUUAGCAAAACAAAACAAACCAUGCAUACUUCAUGAAUACAUUCACGGUAUUUUCCGGCCCUUAUAUAUAACGAUUUACUCCCUUUGGAGAGGAAUGCUUGCAUGGGUGCUGUUUUGCAAUAUUAAACAAAUAAAUUUUCAUUUGCUCUCCUGUACAGUUAUAUAUAUAAUACGUCACAUUUGUGCAUGCCAUCAUAGAAUUGGAAUUAUAUAUAUGGAAAUGGAGACGAGUGUGGGGAAUAUAUUGCAUAUAUAACUAUAUUCAAUAGGAAUUUUGCUUUAUUUUACCAGGAAUGGAUCCAGGCAUGAUCUGAUAGGGGCCGGUGCACCCCCCUCCCAAGCCAGUAAAUCCAUCCCUGUACUCGUUUGACCGGGGCACGAGAGUUGAGAAACCGUCUCGCUUCUCAACUCUCAUCAACUCUUAUUCUCGUUUGACCAGGGCUUUAAUUAAUCUUUAUAGUGUUUAUAGCUUAUUUUGAAACUACAUUUGCAUUGAAUAAUUACAGUAAAUAAUUUAUAUUAAGUUAAGGCGUCUGAAAUACAUCAUAUUUCGCGCACCAUAGCCAAGGUUAUGGUUAGGGAUAUAUAUAGGCUUGUGAUUGGGGUAUAGAUUAAAGAGAAAUCUAUCUGUGCGCGAAACAUGAAGAUAUUAAAAAAUAAACAUAAUAAUAAAUAGUUACUGUAUAUAUUUUAAUCAUAUGUAUCUACUAUUCAUUUGUACAUGCAUAUAUAUAUAUAUAUAUAUAUAUAUAUAUAUAUAAUAUAUAUAUAUAUAUAUAUAUAUAUAUAUAUAUAUAUAUAUAUAUAUAUAUAUAUAUAUAUAUAUAUAUAUAUAUAUAUAUAUAUAGGUACUGAGUAGAACUUCACUUAUUAAUAGCUAUGACUUAAUCUUAGACAGGCGUAACAUGGAUAAAGGAUUAAAUUGAACUACAUGCAGUACCUCUCUUUCUUAGAUUGCAGACAAUAUAGUAUAAGUCAUAAAGGCAGCAAAACAAAAUCUCAUAUGAUCGAGCCUACUUUAAUUUCGUGUCAGAUGGUUUACCGCGGUAUUGACUAUAUUGUACACAUGUCAUGCAGGCAUGAAUCUAAAAGCAAUUUUCCCUUUAUAUAUUUUUAUAUACAGCUAAAUAAAGAUCCAAUAAACCCAGGAUCAUGCGAUACCCAGUCACACGGGCAAAUUAAACUGAUAAAGGAUAGACUUGGAGAUGAACGCUUGGUCGUUUGUUCUGAAAAUUCUGAUUCUAAAUCUUCAUGGAAAUUCCUGGAUGGUAUGUUUAUAUAGUUAUUGAGUGCAUGCAUGGUGCUGUGUUGAGUGGUAUCGUGUUGAGUGGUGACUUGUAUUGUUGAAUGUGUUGCAUAUGUUGUAUUGAAUAUGUUGUGUGGAAUUGGUGUAAGUAAUUUGUGCUAUGCCGGUUUGUGAUGUGCAUGUUGUGCUGUGUCAGUCAUGCCUUCACAUGCACCUUGUUUGGCAGGCUAUUUCAAACGUUUUCACCACAAAAAUUUAUCUGCUCUUCAAUGGGCGCACAGGACGUUCAACAAUUGGAGAAUAUUUUGAUCCUGCUUAUGAUUGUUCAGACGUCGUAGACAGGGUACCAGCGGCUAAAAGUGGAAUUUACUGGAUAAAAAAUGAAGCUGUCAUUAAAGUUGUUAAGGUAAGCUUCCAUAUUUAAUGAGAACCACCUUUCACUAUUCACUAUUCAGUAUAGUUACUGUUCGGGUUUUUUGUUGUGUUAAGCAGGUGAAAUUCUAAUCAAUUUCAAACAAGUUCAAAGUACGAAUUCAAUUCAAUACAAUUCAAUUCAUAGGAAAUCUCAAAACAAAAAAACAUGACUGUACCUUAAAGUUUUUUAUAAGUAUCGAAUUUGUUGAGCUUUUAAAACUUGAAUCAGGCUUUACGUCAUAUUUACAACAUUGUUUAUGAACGGGGGAGGGAGUUGCGUUGUUGUCUCAAUAAUUUUUGCACAUGAUUGUAGUGUCUCAGAAGUGUUUCAAUUCAGUCUCUCCUGCAUUAAAGUAUCAAACCGGUAUCUUUCUCCUGACAUGCACAUACUUACAAGCACAUUUAUUUAUGUGGAUUUUCCUUCAUAACCUCUCAUCCGUCCGUCCGCAUUUUACCCUGUCAUCCUUCCGUCCGUCCGCCUCUGUCCGUCCGCAUCCGCGUUUUACCCUUGCACCAGCCAGUGUAUACUUUGGUCUUUGAUCCAGCAGCCAUAAUCAUAUACAUGAACGUAUUGUUUUGACAUAAAUAUUGAUCAAGUAAUGGCCUACAUGCGACUAUGCGAGCAGACCCCAACCUCGUUCCCAGAGCCUUUUUUGAAAAUGCGGCGAAGGGAAAGGCCCUGGCAUCGGCUGGUCUUUUAAGUAUUCUGAUUUUAUGCCAUUGCGUACAAAUCUUAUCGGAUUUAAGCAUUUUAUCACAGAUUUUGCCGAAAAUAUUUCUUAGACCGUCAAUGUCAAUGGAAUGAAUAAUUUAUGGUUCAUUAGGAAUGCGACGAUAUUUUGUAUGCAACACUGUUUACAACUUUUGAAUAAUGAUAUAUGGUUUGAUUUUCUUUCAGAGACUAAAAUUCAUUCACAAAUAUUAAUUGUGUUAAAAAAGUGAUUUAAAAAAUGCCCUGGGUACGAGGUUGCAUGAGCAGAUCCUUGUAGAUCAGUUUUGAAUAAAACCGAAUAUAACCGAUGUUCUAUUGCACAAAAAGGCAUGGUGUGACGUCACAACAGACGGGGGAGGUUACUUGCUGGUUGCUAAAAAAGAUGACCCUGUCACCUGGACUGUUCCAUCUUCCAAUGAAACUGUUUAUCCACAAGGAAACCCUCAUUGGUCCAGUAUUUUUGGAGACAUGAAAAUGAUAGAUAUACGCAUCCAGAUUUCUACGACAUCAAGAUUUGAGGACACUAAAGCUGACUGGUAAAGGAAAUAUUAUAAACACUAGAAAAUAUAUUUCUUUUUCAUGCCGGUCGUAUUCAAGACAUUAAAUUCUAUAUCGAAUAUUGUAUAUUGAUAAAAAUGAAACGCGGAGCCAGGGUUAUUUUGGAACAUGAAACAGGAGUAUAAAGGCUCUUUUCCACUAAUCGCAAAAGUGGACUCGCAAGGUCGCCGGCUGCGAGUGCUUUCGUCCAAUCACAAUGCUCAGUUUAUUUUAAUUAGAUGUAAGCACUCGCAGCGAACUUGCGAGUUGAAUCUUGCGAUGAGUGGAAAAGAGCCUUAAACGCGGGAAAAUUGACGAAACGUUUUGCUUUCAAAAAAUGAUCUAUAAAACUAAUCAUGAAACGUAAAGUAAUGCUUUGGAGAAGAUAUAUUGUCAAAAACAUUCUAUGAAAGAUGGAGUAAUAAUAGCAUGCAAGCACAGAUUUUUUUAUUUGGGCGGCUAUGCCUAUAUAUGCAUGCAUGUUAUUCUCGUCAGUAAUUAUCCGUUCACAUUGUUGCCAAAUCAGGUACUGUGAUACUAUAGCUAUAUAACCCGAUAUAAAUGUAGUAUUUUUGUCUGGUAUUGACUUUAAAAUCUCCGGCAAUAAUUAUAUUACUAUAUUCACCUCUGGAUAUAAAACACCAAUGCAAAUUAUGAGUAAGUUAUUACCUGAUCAAUACCUAUGAAAACUUUAUCCAGUCCUUGGACGAACGCUAAUUAGACAGUUAGACUAUAAUUAAAAAAUUUAAACAGACAUGGAUUUGUUUCAGAUAUAAUCACCAUGCAAAUAUCCAAAAUGAAAUAUUUUAAAUAUUAUAUGGUGAUUGGUCUGAUAUACAGAGCAAAUGUUGAUUUGUUGACCUUAAUUCUUGGACUUAUAUAAAUAUACAUUAUUUAACUAUAAUUUGAAUUGUUUUGUGGAAAAUAAUAAUUUUAAGAUAUUGACGUCAUUAUACCUUGAAAAACAAAAUAACAACAGAAAUAUGUAAAAUAUCUUACUAUGAACGAAAUUUUGGUAUAGCUUAUAAAUAUAUAAUUACAUUAAAGAUAUAAAUAUUUGAAAAGAGGUCUGAUUCAAAUCUAUAGGAGUUUUAGACUGGCAAAUAAACGUCCACUUGGUAAACUACUGGUGCGCAAUUAUGGUGGCUGUACUGAACAUAACCCUGGCAUUGGCGAUAUUUCUUAUGUAAAAGAUCUUCUGCUUGGAAAAACUGUUAACACUCAGUUUCGAUGUUCCUUGUUCAGUGCGCAUUUGUCAGAGGAAAUUGGAUGGGUAAGCAUAAUUAAAAGUUCAAAUUUAUGACAUCUACAUGCAAUGAUAGGUAACGCUUAUAGCUAUAGUAUUGCAUGCGAAACUCCUCAGUAUAGCAGGAGAAUUACACAUAUAAGACUGUAUAUUUAUACAAUAUUUUCUGUAAAUAUUUUCCUUCUUACCUUUCUUGAAGGGAAUGAUGAACCGAUGUCUGAAGAUGCCAUGUCCAAAUGGUUUUGCUAUCAUUCAAUAUGGAAGUUCAGUGAAAAUAAAACUCGACGACCAUGGCUCAUUCAGGUAAAUACAUCAAAUUUUAAUACUUUUUACACCUCCGUAGAAUACCUGAUAAAACAAGCCUUUUGGCCUUGUGAAUUUUUCGGCCACCCUAUUAACAGUCAGUAGAAAAAAAUCUGAUAAAUUUUGGAUCACUACGUCUCUCAAAAAGAUCUUUACUAUUGCCAAAGUUUUAAUACAUCAUAGGCUAAUAUACGAAAUAUCACAGAACUGAUUUAAAGUUUAUCGACCUAAAUCAAGAGGAUGGUACAUGAGUAAAUAUAUUAACCUGUUCUUUGCCAUAUCAAUGAAUUUAAAAAUGUACAAUCAGAUCGUUUUAACGCUAUAUGACGACAAAUAAAAUUAAAUAAUAAAAGCUACAAAGCCGCAUGGUUGUUUUACGUGUUCCGUAUACUUCUGCAUGUAUAUCGCUACUAUGAGUCACCGAAACGGAAUGUUCAGUUGAUACAAUUAUUUCUCCUUAACAGUACGAAGUAAGUUUUUAAUUGCUAAUAAUAUUAUUGUUGACGUCAGCAUUAGUUCCAAGUGCAGCUAAGUCUGUUAGAAAACAGCCAACUAUGUACGUGCAGUAUAUAUUAUUAUAAGAUUGGUUCGAAUUUAAUGGCAUCUAUAUAUAUAUAUAUAUAUAUAUAUAUAUAUAUAUAUAUAUAUAUAUAUAUAUAUAUAUAUAUAUAUAUAUAUAUAUAUAUAUAUAUAUAUAUAUAUAUAUAUAGUUUAAGAUUUUGGUUUACGAAACACAAACAGUGCUCAAUACCAUAUAGAUAGAGCGUAAUAUAGUUUUUCGUUUUACCUCAAAAAACCACAACAGUCUGUUUCAUCCGUAUAGGAAUCAUCAGGUUUUAUCCGUAUAGGAAUCAUCAGGUCUGAUGAUUCCUAUACGGAUGAAACAGACUGUUGUGGUUUUUUGAGGUAAAACGAAAAACUAUAUAUAUACAGGGUGUAUAAAAAAAGCGCAAUCCUAGACUGAAAUGUAAAUUGCUAAACAAAUAAUAGACGAAAACGUUAAAGUUUACAUUCAUUUUAAAGCGUAGCCAUUCAGCUUUCUAACAGUGGGUUGUUUCUUAAAUUUGACUCAUUGGUUCGCGGGUAAUAAUACUUCACGUUAUUGCGAUUGGAGAUUAAAAAAAUUGAGAUGGAAUAACAAAUCGUUCUCAUGAAAAUAACUGAUUUUUUCAUUAAAACAAAAAAAUGUUGCAUUUUAUUAAAUGGAUUGUAACAAUAAGUAUAAUUACGGCUUUUCUUCCACUAUUUUUAACUCAGUUUGAAACUUCAAAUGCGAUAUAAUUUUGGCUUGGACCAUCUAAGCUGACUGACAUCAACUUGCUAUAAUUUCUGCUUACAUUACAUCGCAAUUCGAUGACAUUGUGGCUCAGACACCAGAAUGUUUUGACGAUUUUUAGCAUUCGUUUAGGAUUUUCAAACAACCUGGUCUCUUUAAAAAUACUUUUAAUUUGUUCUUACGUGGUUUUCCAGAUGUAGUGACGACAACAUUAAAGUUUAAAGAAGAAAAUUCUAACAUUUAAACCGACUAAACAAUAACAUAGUAAACUUGCAUAAUUAAACAGCAACUAAAAAUGAUAGGUUUUAGGCCUACUAAAUCUUUUCCUGUGCAAUUAUUACUAGCAUUGGAGACAAGGAUAAUAGUUUGUUUGAAAGAGAAAAGAACCGGCUUUGAAGUAAGCCUAAAAGCGUUUAACUAGAAAUAGUAUUUCGAAAGUUAUUAAGCACAAAAGAUGAAUUGCGUUUAUUUUGAUACACCCUAUAUAUAUAUAUAUAUAUAUAUAUAUAAUAUGAUAUAUAUAUAUAUAUAUAUAUAUAUAUAUAUAUAUAUAUAUAUAUAUAUAUAUAUAUAUAUAUAUAUAUAUAUAUAUAUAUAUAUAUAUAUAUAUAUAUAUGCCAUGCAGAAAUACUUAAACUGAGCUGAUCUGCAUGCAGUAUAAUUAUGCUUUGAUGGAUUCUUGUAUUAAAUUGUAAUGAUUAUUUUUGGACUUGAUGUUCAUUUAUAGCUAUACUGCCUAUACAUGAUUGAUAUAUUUUCCUAAUUACCGAUUGAAGAGUGCGCAAGAUAUUGCGCGGAUUUGUCGAUAUAUUCAUUACUUAUUCACACUUAGGCCUACUAAAAUAGCCUAUAAUUGGUACACUUUUAAAUUAGUUAUAGUGCCUAUAAAAAUGCAUCAACUUCAGGAAUUCUGUACAGUUCUACAUCGUUUGUUGGCUGUUCAGACGGCAAGGUCAGUGUAUUACUUAUUAUAUAGUAGAGAGUGAGAUACUGAAAAAUAUACAGUGAGAUAUUUUCCAUAUCUUCACUAGUGAAGAUAUCGAUCACGUGACUUUUUCUAAUUUGCUUUUGAGCGUGAAAUUUCACAAUUUUUUGCUUCGGACCAUAUAAUAAACAGAACAUUGACGGUGACUUGAAGAUAUGACUUUUAUCAGUCUCGUGUUAAAACAAUAUUUUACUCACUCGCUGCGCUCCUUCGUAAAAUAUUGUUUUCACCACUCGAAGAUGAGUCAUAUCUACGUGCCGCCGUGUAAUAUCCUCUAUAUAUAAUUCUGUUAUUUCCUGCAGAAGAUUUUUCUCUGGGAAGUUCGGAUGGUCACGUGAUGCUUUGUGUUCUGUUCUCAUGCAGUAAAACAAAAAUAAUAUGCAGUAAACGCUUCAUUACUCAGUUUACAUUAAAAAUUAUUAUACAAUUGUCAUGCAGCUGCAGAAUCUAAAAAGUGACCCCAUUUUGCCGAUUUCUGCAUGUAAAAUGGGUUUCUUUCUAAAACCAGUUCUCUCCAAAAACAGACGAGCAGGUUUUCUACAUGACAAUAUGUGUCAAGUUUUAGUUUGUCGUCUGCACAUAGGCAACUUUGCUGACGAGUAACGGCUUUUUCUAUGUCAAGUAGAGAACUUGCUCGCCCAUGUAAUUGCCUCAAUAUUUCGGCUAUGCAACCGGCACUAGAAAAAAAGGAGCCUGCAUGCUCGCCGCGCUUAAAUAAUUAUAACAGUCGCCGAUUGAUCUCUAUCUUAAUAAUAUAUUUCCACAGUGCUGUGCAUGCUAUGGACCAAGAAGGGGUACGAAGAACUAUUGUCUGAAGAAUUGCACAGCAAUAAAUGGAGGAACCGUCACAAAAAAUGCUCACACUUGGAUAUGGAUUCGCUCUUCAGUUCCAAAACGUGCUUGGAGAAAAUGUAUUGAAUACAUAAAGACAGACUCUAAUGGAAUAAAGCAUACAUACAGAAUAAACGAAGACACAGGAAUCGAAGAAAAGGUACAUUAUAUUAUCAUUCAAGACCGUCAUUUGCAUCAGUGGCGGAAUUUUACCGGUGCAUGAUAUGGGGCAACGCUUUCUGAAUUUCAGACAAAACUGCAGUUUACACUCAAUACUGGUAUUUUUUUAAUCCUUUUUGGAGUCAAAAUUUCCGCCGACAGAUUGUGUAUUUUGCGUGGCAUUUGAAAUUUAUGCAGAAUCUCCGUGAUAGCAUGCAGUAUAGCCUAGGUGAUAAUUUGGAAUGCUAUAGAUCGUUUGUUUCAAUUUUUCCGAUAGGGAAGUUGUGCUUAUUCUGAAGAAGUUAGAAAAAGUGGAGCGGUAAGACUGAAUGAAUAAUUGUUUAUUUGUAUUUGGCACUUUGCUUACGUGCAUGCUGCCCCUAUAUAUUCAUUUUUGUUGUUGUUUGGACGGUUAUUCGCACUAGUUUUAAUAUUUCUUUUACCAUGACCAUGUUAAUUCUGAAUCAUUUUAAUGCAUGUCAACAUAUUAUACCUUAGGCGUAUUAAACGCGUCGUAUGUAGAUUUAAUUAAGUAAAAGUCAGCGCAUGACGUACCAGAAUAUUUCUUAUUUUCUUAUUGAAUUUCAUAUGAUCAUUCAUUCCUUGUUUAAGUUACGCAUAGCACGCUUGUCAUGUUCUAUUACUAAAAUAAUAAAGUACAAUGAUGAACUUGGAUCCUCUACGUGGCAAAAUCGACACCCGAACUGUAGCUAACAUUUGGCCAUAUCGUAUCGGUCAUUUACUAAUUUCUGUUUUGGUUUUGUAAUAUAUGUACAUAUUUUAGUUAUUAUUGUAUAAAAUCAUAUAAAAUCAUAAUAUAAUAUUUAUAAAAUCAAACCCUGCACGAUGUAUAUAAUCAUUAAUUUUUAUCCCUAAUGGAUCACUAAUUGCCAAACGCCCCUAUCCCUGUCAUUUAAGCUCCCUAUACACCAUAUUAGGAUGCAAUCAUGCCUAUACAGGCGCAUGAUCACACUAAACGAAAUAAAUCUUACUCCAUCCUUACCAUCACAAUCAUCCAGUCUCGCUAUACUAUUGAGUAAGUUACCUCUUGAAGGACCUGCAAAUUUGCUUUACUUCACUAUUACCAAAGAUGAAUAAUAAAGUACGCGGUGUUGGAAUGUCCCGCUAGAACACGACCCUUCUGGUAGGAUAACUUGACUAUUAAUAUGUAUAGUAUAUAGUUACAUCAUUUUUCACUGUCUUUCGACCUUUCAUGCAUUUUUGUUACUGUGUAAUUAGUUAUUUUCAAUAACUUUGUAAUAUUUUGUUUUUCUCUUGGUUUCACAUUAUUAUCCGAACUCCUAAACUCUCCUUCCUUCUCCUCUGCAAACUCUAUCUACCAAAUACCCUGCUGAAGAAGACUGUUAGGUCGAAACGCGUACAGGGUUACCUUUCCUACUCAUUUUCAAUCUCUCGCUCCUAUAUCCUCUCCUUUUAUCGUGUCCCACAAAUAUUUCACCUCCUAUAUGUUUAGUUCCUAUAUAUAAUCGUAGUUUCCCUAGCUUAUAUAUUACGUACAUGCAUGUUCACCCCUGGUUCACUAUAGGAGUUGGAGAAAAGAACAACCAAUUUUGAAUACUGGUUCUCUCAUUAUUUAUGCUACACAAUGUCUUAUACCAGUAUACUUGCCCAAUUACCUAUUUUAUACCAAAAAAGCCUUACAAAUUAGAAUUUGGUCAUAUUUAGUAACUUUACACCCUGCAUGUCGUAUUGUAGGUUUUAGUAGCUCCAAAUGAAAUGGCUGUGAAGAAGAUUCAUUCAGCCCCAGGUCUCUUACUUUAUCGCUCAAAGGAUAAAAAGUUGUUUGUACACGGAGAAAAAGAAUGGAAUGAGCUUGCAAUGGAAAAUGAAGUAAGUAAUUUCUAA